Carassius carassius (crucian carp) is the source of this 2853-nucleotide messenger RNA. It is a transcript of the gene tbcelb, whose product is annotated as tubulin folding cofactor E-like b. Gene Ontology annotation, molecular function: RNA binding; protein binding. The coding region runs from base 321 to 1607 and encodes 428 amino acids. Gene Ontology annotation, biological process: poly(A)+ mRNA export from nucleus. Gene Ontology annotation, cellular component: nucleus. The transcript has 9 exons. The record is from RefSeq and is a predicted model, not a curated record. Lineage: Eukaryota; Metazoa; Chordata; Actinopteri; Cypriniformes; Cyprinidae.
CUGCACUGGAGCGGAAGCACCAAAACAAACCAGCUUCGCCAGUAGGAAGUAACUACAGUAGAGCUUCGUGUUCGUGUUCAAAACACUGUCAACGGAUCAACAACAAAAACAAGCAGCGCGAUGUGCUGAGCCUUGUCAUCGUAUUUUGGAGUCAGGGCUGUGGGACACCCCCGACCCUGACCCACGAGGCUGCAGGUUAAGAGAUCCAUUCCUGCCAUCGGGGGACUAGGAUCAAAACCUGACAGGAGGCCCACCAUCAAUGUGCUCCUAUUUGACCUCCAGAUCAAAACUGAAGGUGUGAGAGAGUGAGGAGAGGUGAGAUGGAGUCAGAGGAGACAGAAGGACGCACUUUAGUGCAGGUGAUCAGUGAGAAGUACAGCCCAGAAAACUUCCCAUACUGCCGUGGGCCAGGAGUUGGAGUGGUGAUCCGGUCGAGUCCCCAGGGUUCACCUGUCAAAGAUCGUCUGAAUCUGCCCAGCAUCCUGGUUCUGGAUAGUUGUGGAAUCACAGAGGCUGGAGAUGAAGAGGAGGUGGCCACUUUCUGUGCUCACGUGGUUGAGUUAGACCUCUCUCACAACCAGUUAAAAGAUUGGGGAGAGAUAAGUAAGAUCCUGUCUAACAUCCCUAACCUAGACUUUCUCAAUCUGAGUAUGAAUCCACUGAGAGGGUUGAGCCUUGAGCCUGGAGCUGCUGAGUCGUUCUCAGGCCUCCGUUGCCUUGUGCUCAAUAACACGCAUGUCACCUGGGACGUGGUGCACACACUCACACGAGAGAUCCUAGAGCUGGAGCAAUUGUUUUUGUGUCUAAAUGAGUACGAGAGCGUGAGUGUAUCAUCUAUACCGUGCCCGUCCCUGCGCCUGCUGCAUAUCACAGAUAACCACCUGCAGGACUGGGCGGAGGUUCGUAAGUUGGGCCUUAUAUAUCCAGGCCUGGUGUCUCUUAUUCUGGCAAACAACUCCAUCUCAUCUAUCCACGAGCCCGAGGACUCUCUACAGAGACUCUUCCCCAACUUGCGCAGCAUCAACUUACACAACUCAGGUCUAUGCUGCUGGGAGGACAUUGAGAAAUUGAAUUUCUUCCCAAACCUCCAAGAGGUUAGAUUGAUGGGUAUUCCUUUACUGCAGCCCUACACUGAUCAGGAGAGACGUUAUCUUAUGGUAGCACAGUUGCCUCGUGUGACUGUAUUGAACGGCAGUGUUGUCACUGAUGGAGAAAGAGAAGAUGCAGAACGCUUUUUCAUCCGCUACCACCUGGACUGCCCCGAGGAUGAGCUACCACAGAGGUACCACACUUUGGUAGCACGCUAUGGCCGCCUAGCCCCGCUUGCAGAGGUGGACUUGCGCCCUCUCUGUCAUGUCCAGGUCGAGGUGCGUUUUGGGGACCAGACAGAGCCCCUAGAGCUCAGAUUGGAUCAGACCGUGGCAGACCUAAAGAAGCACUUGAGAGCCGUGGUCCAGCUACCCCCCAAAAAGAUACGUGUGUACUAUAUCGACCGGCAGCUUGGCUACGCACUAGAGCCUCAGGAAAUGAAAUAUGGAGCACGAGCACUUCAUUCCUACAGUAUACGAGAUGGAGAUGAAAUCUUGGUGGUGCCCAAGACAAAGUGACAGAAAAGAGAAAAACUGAGCACUCUUUGGAAAAAGUAGUUGUUUCCAGAAUUAUUGGAAUACCUUACCUUAACAAUCUUCCAAUACAGGCAAUGUGAAUGCUGUGAACAGUGCAAAGAUCAGUAUGCUUUAUGUAGAGGACAGAGAAAAACUGCCAGUCUGGUUUUCCAGAAUCUUCAGUCCUAUUUAAAAAUGAUCCUUAUUAACAGAUGUUGGAUCAGAAUUUUAAAAACCGCUUUUAACUUUCACUGCUCUGUGGAUGUAUGUAUACAAGAAAAAAAAAUGUAAACUUAACCUUUUGUUUCUUGUUGUGUGUUUAUGAGACUGAUUCUCAAGAAUUACUGCAUGCAUGCCUCUUUUCUAAAGAAUAUUUGACCAAUUGUCAAAGGUGCAGUAUGGAAUAUUUGGCCCCCUAGCAACUAAGGAGUAAAAUUUCAAGUUACUUGUGAAGGAACAUUAUUCUGGUAAUUAUGUGAUAUGGGCUUCGGUUUAGCUCUUCCUUAUGGAUGAAUAUGAUAGUUUAAGGUAUAUCAGUGUAACUAUGGAUAUGGGCAGUCCUUUCGUAAGAGCAAACGUCAUUAGUAAUGUCAAAACUCACCCCCUCCUAAAAGAAAGAAGAAGUUAGAAGACAAAUAUUCAUUAAUAAUGUCUUUUGAGCAGGUAAUAGUCUUCCACUGUAGUUGAAAGUGAUUGCUUAUAUGAUCCCUCAUAUCGUUUAAUUUUUGAAUGAUCCAUUGUAUUUAUAAUGUUCCUCAGUAGAUAAGGCUACGAGCUAUCAGAAUCAUACAUGCACUGUAAUAGCCCAAAAUUGUUCUCCUUAUUUACAGACAUCACCAAAGAGGAAUUAUAUGAAUGUAGCGAAAAAAUGGCAAAAUGCAGAAAUGCAAAAAUUUAGAUGCAGAUUGUGAAUGCUUAGAGACGGGGAGACACACUUUAGGUCUUAUCUCUGCCACUUCUUUGGUUCUUGAAUUACAACAGGGUCACGUGCAACCCUGAAGCUCUCUAAGGUUUAAACACUUUACAUUCAAAAAUGCAGCUCCCCCUAUUAUGGCCACAGACCGACUGCAAUCCCCUAGUCUCCUCUCUCACUAGUGGAAAGAGUCCUUGGAAUAUAGGUGCCAAACUCUCAUUGAUGUUUAAAACAGAUCGUGUGCUGUUGGGUUAUGAACUUGCAAUUGAUUAUUUUCAUACACAUGUUACAGAAAAGGAGAACCUAAGCGGACCAAUAAUAAAGAGAAUUAAGCCA